Messenger RNA from Durio zibethinus, 1541 nucleotides. The record is from RefSeq and is a predicted model, not a curated record. Lineage: Eukaryota; Viridiplantae; Streptophyta; Magnoliopsida; Malvales; Malvaceae.
UACAUAUGUUGCUGGUCAAAAUGAAUAAGAGGAAUAAGAAAAAUUAUUAUUACAGAAAAGUUAAAAAGAGAGAGCUGGAAGCUUGAAACUAUCCACCUUAGUGCCUUACAAUCCACGAUUCUUUUUUCUCCCCCACCAAAAAUCAGUAUAUAGGGGCUUCUGUUCCUCACCACCCUUUCCAUUUCUCCUAGUGGAAGCUUUUCUGUUCAUUUUUUCCUCUCCUUUUCUCUUCCUUUAGGCACUUUCUUGCUUACUUAUUGGGCUUUGAAUUUGCUUUUCAGGGGUCUAGAUUCUGUAGGAGGGGCUUUUAGAAUGGAAAACAUUUCUAGGAAGGAAGAUGAACAGAUGGAAUUGCCUCCAGGGUUUCGAUUCCACCCGACCGAUGAAGAGUUGAUAAUUCACUAUCUUUCCCAGAAAGUUCUCUAUCCUAAGUUCUAUGCUAUAGCCAUUGGUGAGGUUGAUUUGAACAAGUGUGAGCCUUGGGAUUUGCCUUGGAGGGCCAAAAUGGGUGAAAAAGAAUGGUAUUUUUUCUGUGUUAGGGACAGAAAAUACCCUACUGGUUUGAGAACAAACAGGGCUACCGGAGCUGGUUAUUGGAAAGCCACAGGCAAAGAUAAAGAGAUUUUCAAGGCUAAAACACUUGUUGGAAUGAAGAAAACCUUGGUUUUCUACAAAGGGAGAGCACCCAAAGGUGAAAAAACCAAUUGGAUCAUGCAUGAAUAUCGUUUAGAAGGGAAAUUUUCAGUAUACAGUCUCCCCAAAACAGCCAAGAACGAGUGGGUUAUUUGUAGAGUAUUUCAAAAGACCCCUGGUGGUAAAAAAAUGCAUAUUUCAGGAUUUACCAGGCUGAGUUCCUAUGAGAACGGUUUGCCUCCAUUGAUGGAUUCUUCACCACACAAUAGCGAAACAAGAACUGGCGCUGGCGAGGCAUCUAACGCGACCUGGUUCUCCGAUCCCAUGGAGGACCAGAAAAUACCUGAAGAAAUGAUUGAUAGCUUCACCACUUGUCUUCUAGCUUCGUCAUCUUCGUCUGAUAUAUCCGCUACUUCAGUUUUUUUGUCUGAAGCCUCUCUGCAAAACUCUGCAUACAUCAACCAAAUCAUUGCAAACAUUGGAAACUUGCAAUACUCAGAUUCCUUUUGGAUGCAAGAUCAAUCUAUAUUGAAGACGUUGCUCGAAAGUCCUGGAGGGCGCUCGAAGCAGAAUUCAAAAGCAGAGUUCUCCCAGGAUUCAGUCCUAUCAAAUCCUGAAAUGAUUCAAGAUCCUUCAUGUUCUGCAGGACCAGUAGACCUUGGUUGCCUCUGGAGCUAUUAAAUUUGAAGAUAGAAAAAAAAAAGUCAUAAAAUUUAUGUGUAUAACGGUAGGCAAGUAAAUAAAAUGCUUGUGUUGUAAGAAGUUGGUUAUACUUUUUUUAGGUUUUGAUUGCCGAUCUUUAUUUAUGUCAUGGCCUCUUAAUUGUCAAACUUCUAUUAUACAAAACUAUUGUAAUUCUAGCCAUGUUAAUUAUAGUGCAUAAGCUUGAUUUAUUUAUUUUGAAUGUC